Halichondria panicea is the source of this 8667-nucleotide messenger RNA. RefSeq names its product chondroitin sulfate proteoglycan 4-like. The transcript is spliced from 7 exons. NCBI's taxonomy places the organism in Eukaryota, Metazoa, Porifera, Demospongiae, Suberitida, Halichondriidae. The record is from RefSeq and is a predicted model, not a curated record. The coding region runs from base 129 to 8408 and encodes 2759 amino acids. Gene Ontology annotation, biological process: anatomical structure morphogenesis.
UUGUCACGUGAAUAAUUUUACUAUCAGAUCGCGAGUAAUCAAUAAAAGAUGGUCUUUGUAUAUAAACGAGCUUCUAACCUGAGUAAUGGACAAGUUGAAUAAAUUUCGGCUAGAAUAAAGCCUUCAAGAUGUCGGUGUCCUACGUUAAGGCUUUGGCCCUUAUUCUACUGAUGUCUGUAUGCUCCAUUGAGGCAUUAUCAACCAAUUCCAGUCGACACUCCCAAGCAUCAUUCUACGGAGCUACUCAGUCAUACCACACCCCCUCCUCCCACUCGCUACAUGUCUGUCUUGCUUUCACAGCCACCCAUGGCACUCUCCUCACAGCAGCAGUGUCCGCCCAUGACACUCUCCUCACACCAGAAGCAUCCGCCCACGGCCGCUCUCUUCAACUCGUACUCGGCAACAGCACUCUCACGAUGCUUCUACUCGACUCCCAACAACGAGUGGACCAAGCGAUACCUCUAAGCAUCCAUCAGUCAAAUCAAUCAUGGCUAGAACUAGAAUUAUCGGUAUCUGGAGACAAUUUUACUCUGCAAGUACAAGAGACUGCAAUUUCCUCAACUUUAAUUUACUCCCUCAAUUUUACCGGGGAAUUACACUUGGGAGGAGAUCCUUCCUCUAAUACAACUUCCGGAAACUUUGUUGGCUGUCUAUCAAAUGUUGCAAUCAAUUCUCAAGCUGUUGAUUUCUCCGCUUCUAUUGAUGAAGGGGGUUACAAUCAGGGAUGCUGUGUGCCCCCUCGACGAUUGCCCUCCGGAGGUCUGGGGGUCGGGACUAACUCUCUUUGGGGGGAGAUUUUGAUCGAGGCAAGAGAAGCGGUUGUCGAUAAAGGGACGAAUAUCACCAUCUCUGAUAUGAAUCUACCUAUCACCAUUCCCAGCGAUUUAGUUAGCUACGAUAUCGGAUAUUGGUAUCACAGUGAUCUUGUGAACAGGGUUGUAUUUGAUGUGAUUGGUCAACCGAGUAGUGGAUACUUCGUAAGAGGGAACGAUGAACACAUCUCGAGGUUCUAUUAUCAUGAACUCCAAUCUUCGGAUCCCCUGUCACAGAUUAUGUAUCGCCAUGGUGGUGUACUGGGAGCUACUGACUCGGCAGUUUUGAGAGCAUCUCUCGAAUGUCAGGAUGGUGGGGAAAGUCCCUGGUCUCAAGAGAUUAUUCUCCCCUUCUCAAUCGUUAAAGUCAAUAACAAGCCGUAUGUGCUUCAUCAAAACACUCUCUCGUUGGCAGCUGGCACCCGACGCCCACUCACACCACACACCAUCACCGUCGUGGACGAGGAAACAACAGACCCCGAGAAUAUUGAGUACACGGUUGAGCAGGUCGAGUGUGGCGGCUGUGUGGGCACGAUGGGGGGCCAGGUGGUGAAUCAUGCUGGCCACAAAAUCAUGUUCUUCUCACAAGAAUCGAUCAAUGAUGGAAGAAUCUUUUUUCAACACUUUGCAUUGAACGACACUGAUGUCACUAUGAGGAUCGUGCUGCGUGUGCAAGACAGCCUAAUAGGGAACAAUCACAACACCAUCUACCCCAAAAUAACAGUACGCACACAUCCCGGGCAAAUCUCCUUCAAUCCAAAUCUUUCUGAGUGUAUGUUUCUCGAUGUGGGCAACACUUUCAUCCUCACCUCAUCAUAUCUGAACUCUACCACCGACUUUCAGGACCAAUCUCCUGAGAUCGCAUACGAUGUUCUCGUCGCCCCGAGCAACGGACGUUUGGAAGUGUACGAAGCCAACCGAUGGUCCCUUAUCAACGAGAGCAUAUCCUCUCGAAAAUUUCUAAACACACCGUCUGUGAUUGGCUACUUCACUCAGAAAAACAUCGACGAUGGACAUGUUAGGUUUGUCCACACUGGGGAAGAUGGAGGCAUUCACACUCUCAAGUUUCGGUUGAGAAGUUCCGUAUACAUUCAGCCUAGUAGUAACCCAAACGGGUACGAAAGUGUGUGUUUUCACACUUUAGACGAUUUCCUGUUGAUUCAACCCGAAUUCGUUAUCGACCCUCGUAACGUGUCAGUUCUCGAGGGCGACCGCACACUCAUCAACCAUAAUAUUAUCAGCGUGGCUCUGAGCGAACAGGAAGUGCUCUAUGCUCCUGUCGGUUUAGGAGUGGACAUAAAAAUUGAACAACUACAGCCGAUCUUUGUACUCGAGUCUCCACCCAGUGUCGGUGAAAUACAAGUUCGUGGGGUACCGAUUUUCUCUGGAGGAAAUUUCUCUCUUGCUGAUUUUCAAUCCGAUGUAGUUUAUUAUCAAAAUAAUGGUAACGAGCUCGAGGAGUCUAGUGACUCUUUUAACAUUCGGAUAGAACCAACCGUGAGUGUGCCUCUGAUUAAACAACCACGCCCCUCUGAUGUCAUCACCAUGACGAUUAUCGUGUCACCAGAUAAUGACAACAUACCAACGUACAGUCUACACAGUAUAAACGUGACUGAAGGCUCGUAUGUGAUUAUAACAAGAGGGCAUAUCUUGGUAGAGGAUGCUGACUUGCCCAGGGAAGAGCUAACCAUUUCGUUCAGGAGGCCUCGCUCUAAUAGACCUGACGAGACCCCCACUGGCUACUUUGCUUUUCGCAACAAAUUCGACGAACGCAUCACCAAGUGCUCAAUGUCAAACAUUUUGAAUGCGGAGGUGGUGUUUGUACAUCAAUUGGACCCGUCAGUUCCUCUCUCAUACAACCAGGCCCUCAAGAUUACCGAUGGUGGUUCGAUCUUAAGACCCUGGCCGAUUAUUGAGGUCCAUGCCAUCCCUCAUACUCUGACUGUGAUCGAACCUGACUCCGCCCAUUGUCUCUCACUUGACCUAACGUCGAAUCGAAACCAAAUCCUCAACAUCAGUGACUAUGAAUUUACGAUGCGUGACCCUCAUGGAAUGGACUCUAACCUCGUUAACAUGGUAAAUGUGUCGAUGGGGGAAUCCCUUCUAUACGGCCAGGUCGUCAAUGGCAACCAGGAUUCUGCGUCACAGUUCACCAUCAGUGAUCUACGUAUGGGAAGAAUACAAUAUCAGUACACAUCUACGGAACUUUAUCGUCUUCGAGUCGAAACAGUAGAACUUUAUUUCCAGUACGGACAUACUCUUGAGGGCCCAUACCUAUACAAUAUUUGCAUCAAUCCGAUUCAAAUUCCAGAUUACAUUCAAGUGCAAGCCGCUACCGUCUCAAACGAUGGACUCUCAGUCAUUAACUCCACCCAUCUCUGGGCCAACGAUACACGCGGUGACAGCGGGGCAGCUAUUCUGUACAAUAUCACCAACCCUCCAGCACACGGUAUCAUCAUCAACGAGGGUAUUCCAUCGAGCAUUCCAAUUGAUUUCUUCACCCAAGCGGACGUAGAUAACAUGCAUAUCGCAUAUUUGAGACCUCUCAAAUCGGGUCGAUUGCCUGAUAAUUUCACCUUUCAAGUGUGCUCUCGAGUGGGUGUGUGCAGUGAGGAGAAAGAACUGAUUCUCAACAUCCACUUCGUUAAUUUAACGAUAGUCAAUCCCGGCAUAAGUGUAAUUGAGGGAGACAAUUAUACAAUCCGCAUCAACGACUUUAGUGUGACCCCUCCCCCUGGUUACAGUAUAGUUCGUUUCCACCCUGCCAUGCACCCCAAGUAUGGUGUGCUCGUAUUGCACUCGCAAUUUGCCCCAUCAGAUCCGGACAUAAUGCCGACGAGAUUCGACGCGGAGGACAUACGCAUUGGGAACCUUAUGUACCAGAGUAACACAUCAUACGAGGUUUUGUUCGAUUCCUUCACUGUAGGAAUAGCUACGUAUCGUUUGUCAAACCCGAAAGAUGUCAUCACCAUUACAGAACUAAUCAACAUUCGUAUAAUACCAGUCAACGAUCAUGUUCCGUCAAUCAUUGUAAAUUUACCCGAUGAGCUGGUCGUCUCAAAAGGUGGUUCGAUCCAAAUUACAAGCGUACAUUUGAGUGCUGAUGACAAGGAUAGUGACGUCGACAACAAAGACUUGAUCUACACUACGAUUGCUAACACUCCUUUCAACAGCUACAUGUAUUUGGACUCUGACCCUGACUUGAGAAUCAACAAUUGGACAGAACAAAAUGUUCGAGAUGGUAGACUUUUCCUGAAAGCCUCUGAAUUCAGCGAAGUACCCAAAGACAUUCUCUUAUUAAGAGUCGAUGAAACUUUAGAGCUAGCCAAGUUGGAAAGGGGUGGUGCUAAUAGACAAAUCGUGAAUAUCAAAAUUGUUGACAUCAUUUUUACUGAAGUGCCUGGACGUGUCAAUUUCGAAGUUUUGGAAGGGGGGAAUGCGACAAUAGAUGGUCAACAUCUCCGCUACUCUGCCAACGAUUAUAAUGUGGACAGCGAUGAAAAGAUACUGUAUGAAGUCACAGCACCCCCUUCUCAUGGACAGCUGUUUCUGAACGGAACUAUACUACUAUAUGGUGGAAAGUUCAGUCAGCUACAAGUUGUAAACAGAGAACUGUGGUACUCACAUGACCAUAGCAACACAUUUAAUGACUCAUUCAAAUUCAAACUCAGUGAUCACAUGGGACGUGAGAGAGAUAAAAACUUCUCGUUUGGCAUCACCAUAGAGAUAAUCGAUGACGACUCUCCUGAGGCUGUUAUAUUUGACCCUGUGCUAUUAGUUCUUAGAAACGAGGUACUUAUAAACGAGAAUGUUAUCAGAAUCACGGAUAACGACACCAUAGAAGGAAAAGAAGUCUUCGACUCCGAUCAUGAUAAAAUUGUCUGCACUGUGAUCAAUGCAACAGAACGAGGUAUCAUUGAAUUGAAUCGAGCUCAAGGAGGUUGGACCCUCACGAAAGAAUUUUCGAAAUUUGAUCUAGAAGAAGAUACUGUUCGCUACAGGAGCACAUCGGGUACGCUAUCAGGUGUUCUUCAAGAUAGUUUCAUUUUCAGUAUCUCUGACGGGACUAACACUGCCAACACCACGUACAAAGUGAACAUAUACCUCCUUCCCGAAAUUGUCGAGCUCACCGUAGGCACUCUGGCCAUUGAAGAAGAUCAAAAUGGUGCUCUCGAGUCGCUAGAUUUCAUAGUCGAGCAUUUUUACCUCAGCCAAGCCCCAGGUGCUUUUAUCAUCACAUCUCCGCCUACCAAAGGCUAUCUCAGGAAUACCGUAACUGAGGAGACAGCAAUUUCCAAUUUUACCACUUCUCAGUUAAAAAGACAAUCCAUUGUGUAUAUUCAUUACGGAGGAGAGGACGAGGGUGACGAAUUUACGUUCUUCUACCGAUCAGAUACGAUGCAAGGGAUUAGCCGCGAGAGUGAUCCACAUGUAUUUGAUAUCAUUAUCACUCCGCAUAACGACCAAAGGCCGAUACUAGACCCAGGCAGAGAGCUAACUUUGCAGUUAUGGGCGGGAGAAACCAAAGUCCUGAGUGAGGAAUACUUGAACACCACUGAUAAGGACACAGACAGUCAAGGACUGAGGUACACUAUCUUGAAAGAUACGGUAGAUGCGUACAUAGCCUAUUCUAACGAUACUGCUAAGGCUAUCUCAACCUUCACACAACAAGAUGUAAAUGAAGCGAAGAUAUCGUUUGUGCAUAAACAAGACCCGGACGGAUACAUAUACUAUAAUGUGACAGAUGGAGAGUUUGUUGUGUCUGGCAAUUUCUCGUUUGAAUCCGAUCCUCUCAUACUGUUUUGUGAUGUGAAACCGUGGACCACCGUGUCAGUAUCACGACUGGGAAGUGUGGUGUUGUCUUUUGACAAUGUAAAUUGUGUAACUAACGAUCAAGAACCUCGUGAAAUAUUCUACCACAUUCUAUCGGAAUUGCAAUACGGAGAAUUUUUGGUGAACAACGAAAGAGUGAUGUCCUUCUCUAAGAGGGAAGUUGAUAACGGUGUUGUAUCCUAUAGGCACACAGAGGAGGAUAGAUGGGAAGCUAUUGAGACUGUGAGGUUAGAAAUUGAAACAGACUUUGACACAACAGUUAGAAAGGACCUCAGUAUUAACAUCGAUUUGCCCCAGGUGGAGGAGGGUAGACCUGCCAUCAAUACCGGGGCUACUGUAAUUGAAGGGAACACCAUCUGUUUGAGUCUAUCCUCCCUAGAUGCUAGGAAUGUUCGUUACCAAGCAUGGAAGAAUGCCGGCAAUGGUCGACCAGAUCUCAAUGAUACGAAUAUUCGAUUUAGUCUGAUGCAAACUCCGUCACACGGAAGUCUGGUGGUCAACGGAAGUCUGGUGGUCAACGACAAACCUAUUUCUGAAUCAUAUUUUUCACAUAGUGAUCUGGCUAGUGGCAAUGUGUGCUACAGUCACGAUAAUUCUGAAACUCUGUCGGAUUCAUUUGGAUUUAGUCUCACAGUCGUGGGUUUCCAACAACAAUACAAUGUUGAGGACACCUUCAGUAUUACCAUAAUAUCGGUCAAUGACGUUCCUCCUGUGCUAGCCACCAUCCAGCCCAGGAUGGAACUAGUAGUCGGAUUCGUACACACUCUCACAACACAUAUCCUGGAGAUUACUGAUGAAGAUAGCUCAGCGGAAGAUAUUGAGAUUGUUAUCAGAUCUCUGCCGAAAGAUGGUGUAAUUUUUCAAAUCUUACUCAAAGAUGUAGUAUUGAAUGUGGGCGAAAAUUUCACUCAGGCGAAUGUAAAUGCUGGUCAUGUGACACUAAAAGGAUUGUCAAUGGGAACAUUUUUAUUCUCUUUCUAUUUCACUGAUAAUAUUGUCCCACCGACCCAGCCCACCCCCCACCAGUUUAAUGUCAGUGUUGUACCACACACACUCAAUAUUAUGGGCACGAAGCGUGUGAUUUUACAACAAAACGAACAGAAAGUGAAAAUCACUAAAGAGUUUCUAUACUCCGACACAAACGGGGACAAUGGAGCCACAGUUUACAGUAUAGUUACUCACCCCACGGUUGGUAUUGUAUAUAAUCAAACCACCCCCCAUUCUAAAGAUAUUCAUAGGACGGACAGAUUCACUCAAGAAGAUAUUGACAACGAGAGAGUGUGGUAUAUCCCCAACCCUGACUCUCGGGAACACAGCGAUUCGUUUGUCGUGACUCUUAGCAACAAAGACGAGUACGUUCCCAACGAAACGGUCUCAGUGCACGUCCUUGUGUGGGGUGAAGUGAAGAGCGGCACAUUUGUUGAUUUCACGGAUAUUGAAAGUGAAUACUCCUUCCAAUUGCCUGAGGACAUUUUUACACUUACUCAACCAGACAUUCGUCAACCUAUUCGUCAGAUCGACCCUCCGAAAUACGGCCACCUGGAACUAAGAUUCCGAGAUUCCAAGAGGGCAGCUGGGAACGAGAAAAAUGCCUUCUCCUUCCAUUAUGAUGAUCUUCACCGCGGCUGGGUAUUUUAUGUGUGGGAUUACGACCAACCACUGUCAGCGUCUGAAAUGGAGGACAAUGUUAUGAAGGACAAUUUUACACUUCUGGUUGAGGCCACUGGUUUUAGGCCUGGAGAAGCCUUUAUUGAACUGAGUAUUGUCCCCCCGUUUAUUGCUACACCACCCCCUAUGAUUGAUAGCACUCGUGUCUCCGUCAUUCCAGAUGUAUCAACACCAACAACUACAGAAUUGGAACCUGAAUCAGGAUUCCCAGUGUUCACUCUGGUUCCAAUCAUCGGAGUUGUCCUAUUGCUACUGCUCAUCAUAGUAAUCAUCAUUGGAUUUUGUCUUACUCAACAGAAAAGAAUUCGUAAGAAGCUCCAUCUUGACAUAGCCACUCCCACUCACCGUCCUAACGAGGUUCUCUCCAUCAGUCCCUCACCCACAAGACACGCGCAUCAGUUCAACUUUGAACCUGACAGUGAAGACGAGCGUUCUCUUUCGUCUGGGUUCUCAGAAGAUGCGGAACUGCCUCCACUGAGAAGUCCGAUACGAAGCCCCACCCACUCCCACGCAUUCUCGUACAGCCAGCCCUACUCAGUCCCUAGUCCCACGUACACAGCACAUCGGCCUCUCCCUUUAAUGGCCCAUCGUCCUAGGGUUCUCAGUAACGUUUCAAUUACUCUAUCAGGACGUCAAUCUGCCAUGUCAGAAAUCAGCGUCAACGAAUCAAAUCACUCCUAUUCUCGCUCCCUACCCAGACCACCCCCUCUCAACAUUGCCAUGCCCGUACCUGUACGUCCUGCCUCUCAAGUGGCGUACAGUGCUGUUAAUGCCGAGUCUGGCUACAGCACUCGUACUCAUACGAAUGAUAAUUCAAGACACCAGAGCCGUUCCAGCGUCCUGUACGAGGAAGGGGAGGAGCUAACUGGUGGGGAAUUUCCUUCAGCCCUUGAGGAUCAUGUGAUCACUGUCAAAGGUCAUAUAACUAAUGACAGGGAUCAUGUGACUACUGUUUGUGUACCUGAUGAAGACAUGGAGGUGGACGAAGGUCAGGGAGUUAAUGAACUGUUGGAUCUAAAUCUAAAUGAUCCGAAUGUGCAGCAACUGUUUCGGUCCACACAUCCUGUCCUCAAGAAACAAGAAUACUGGUUUUGAUUCUAGCCAGGCCAUUAUUUUAGUACUGCUUAUAGCUCAUUCUAAUCCCACCAUUCAAUUUCUAUGUAGCCUCAAAGAUCCUAUCAAUCUCAAACGUUUUGUACAUCUAUCUUUUUGUUGCAAUUUGAAUCAGCUAUUUUUUAUUACCGUGUUUGUUAUCAUGUAUGUUAUCUCUCGCUCUGUUUAUUGUUAAUGUAUUUGAAUUGCUUGUCAAUUCAUUGUCAAUUGUCAACUUAUGAAUUAUGAUCUCAAAAAUUAA